Scutellospora calospora is the source of this 465-nucleotide messenger RNA. NCBI's taxonomy places the organism in Eukaryota, Fungi, Glomeromycota, Glomeromycetes, Diversisporales, Gigasporaceae. The record is from the annotation of a GenBank genome assembly.
AUGAAUCAAUUAGUAAAACCAAAGCUAUUUAUUGCACCAGAAUUAUUACUUUAUAUAGAAGUGUUUCAAGUGUAUAGAGAAUUUCAAAGUAUGCUCUAUAGUCUAAGCUUUAUAAUCUAUGAUAAUUAUUUUGAUUUGAAUGAAGAAAAUAAUUUACUUUUACUAGAAUUACAAUAUAUAUCAGUUGAUCAAAGUAAUCAAAUAGAAACUGAAGACAAUAACAAUGAAACUAGAAAUAUCAUUCAUUGGUGCUUUGAGUAUGAAUACUCUGGAAAUUUAAAACAAAACAUAAUAUUGAUUAUACUUAAGCUUAACAAAUAUCUUCAAAAAAAACAUAGUACCUAUAGCAAUGCAAUACUAGCUACAAAAAAAACCAAACAAAAAAUUUACAUUAAUAAACUUAUUGAAGAGCAUAAUUAUAGUCUUAUACCAUAUCAUGAGGAAUUUGCACUAUCUUUGCAAUAA